Molecule: messenger RNA, 1599 nt
Organism: Lotus japonicus
Lineage: Eukaryota; Viridiplantae; Streptophyta; Magnoliopsida; Fabales; Fabaceae
Exons: 5
Coding region: 1-1599 (532 amino acids)
Source: RefSeq, a predicted model, not a curated record
AUGUCUCUAGAGUUUGGUAAGAAGAGUGAUGCCGGUCUAAAACCCGUGAAGAAUGUCCAUGGUGUUAGAUUUCUUGGACUUAAUCCCUCAUCUUCCACACCCUCUAGGGUUACUCACUCAUCUGCUGCAAUCGCUUCCCAAGAAUCCUCUGGUUCUACAAAGAAGACAAGGAGUCAGCGAAUCAAGCAUGUUGUUCGCAAGAAAGGAGGAUCAAGUGCUCAAGACAUCUCUGAUGAGUCUGACAAUGAUGUUCCCUUCGAUAAAUCUGAUGAUGUUCCUACUGCUGGAGUGAAUCAAGAGAGUACUGAUGCUCUUGAGAACCUUGCAAAGGUUGCCACUGGUCCAGAUGUUGAACAAAAUGUUGAACCCCAAGAAGCAUACUCCUCUCCUUCUGGUUCUGAAGAAAAAUCUCAUGCUUCUAGUGAUGAGAAAGAAGAUGAGAACUUUGAAUCUGUUAGUGAUGAAACUCCCUCCAUUGAGGAAAUUCCAGUUACUGAUUGUUCUAUGAAGAAAACCGGUGUCUUUGCAAGCAAGAAGGUUGCAGAUGGGAAGAAGAAAAAGAAGGACGGAUCUUCUGUCAAGACCCCCAAGAUAUCCAAAAUAUCUCAGGUCCAAGCGUCAGAGAAGAAGAAAAAGCCAGAAAAGAAGAAAGAGAAGAGAAAGUUGGUUGUGGAAAGAGAACUUCAUGAAGAUGCCUUGGAACCCAAGGAGAUUAUGAAUCUGUUGAUUGAUGCUGGUCUGAUGAGGACUGUCAAGGAUAUUGGCAGGUUCUUUGUUCAAUUGGCCAGGGAGUUCAUUGUGAACAUCCCUACUGAUUGUGAUGAUGAGGACAAUGCUGAGUACAUGAAAGUCUAUGUAAGAGGAAAAUGUGUCAACUUUUCUCCUCAAGUGGUUAAUGAUUUUUUGGGCAGAAACCCUGUUGCUAUGGCUGAGGAAGAGCCUGAUUUUGAUAAGGUUGCUAAUACCCUAACUGGAAAGAUGGUCAGGAAGUGGCCAAAGAAAGGAUUGCUUCCAUCUAGGAAGUUAAUAGCCAAGUAUGCUGUGCUCUUCAAGAUUGGCUCUGCAAAUCGGAUGACAACAAAUCACUUGUCUGGUGUGACUGCUCCCCUUGCAAAGAUGCUCUAUUUGAUUGGCACCGGUGGUGAGUUUGAUUUUGGUCAACUAGUUUUUGAUCAGACUCUCAAGCAUGCAGGUUCUUUUGCAGUAAAGCUGCCUAUUUUGUUUCCCUGCCUUUUGUCUGAGAUCAUUGCACAUCAACAUCCCAAUGUUGUGAGGGCUGAUGAACUUCAAGAUAAGAAGCCCCUGCCUCUCAAAUUUGAUUAUAGAUUGUUUGCUAGGACACAUGUUCCAGACAUUGUGCUGACUGCAGCAAAGGGAAUUGUCAGUGCCAGUGGCACUCAGGUGUGCAAGAUCAGAAAGCUAAAUGUGGACAAGCUCAUCAAAGCCAUGACAGAUGUUCCUGCUGCUGCUGAGGAAGAAGAGGCUGAAAAGGGAACUGAAGAUGUUGCAGCCUACUGGCUCUAUGACUUUUCAUCUCCUGUCUGGUCUGGAAUUGAAUUCUAUGCACUUUGGUCAACUACUAUGGAUGUUAUGGAAUAG